Scleropages formosus (Asian bonytongue) is the source of this 2755-nucleotide messenger RNA. It is a transcript of the gene rhocb, whose product is annotated as ras homolog family member Cb. The record is from RefSeq and is a predicted model, not a curated record. The transcript has 5 exons. Gene Ontology annotation, molecular function: GTP binding; GTPase activity. Gene Ontology annotation, biological process: small GTPase-mediated signal transduction. Lineage: Eukaryota; Metazoa; Chordata; Actinopteri; Osteoglossiformes; Osteoglossidae. The coding region runs from base 107 to 688 and encodes 193 amino acids.
CGCUUGACUCCGCUCGCUGGAAACACACUGCAGCGAGGGCCGGUAGAGCGCGAGAAACGCGCAUAUACACUGUUCGUGGGGAGCGAGCGACUUUUCGGUCAGAGAGAUGGCUGCCAUCAGGAAGAAGCUGGUCAUCGUAGGAGACGGUGCAUGUGGGAAGACCUGCCUGCUCAUCGUCUUCAGUAAAGACCAGUUCCCAGAGGUCUACGUGCCCACGGUGUUUGAGAACUACAUCGCUGACAUCGAGGUGGAUGGCAAGCAGGUGGAGCUGGCUCUGUGGGACACAGCUGGCCAGGAAGACUACGACCGCCUGCGGCCGCUCUCAUACCCUGACACCGACGUCAUCCUCAUGUGCUUCUCCAUCGACAGCCCUGACAGCUUAGAGAACAUCCCGGAGAAGUGGACCCCCGAGGUGAAGCACUUCUGCCCCAAUGUGCCCAUCAUUCUGGUGGGUAACAAGAAGGACCUGCGGAAUGAUGAGCACACGCGGCGGGAGCUGGCCAAGAUGAAGCAGGAGCCCGUGAAGCCCGAGGAGGGUAGGGACAUGGCCAACCGCAUCAGCGCCUUCGGCUACCUCGAGUGCUCAGCCAAGACCAAGGAGGGGGUGCGUGAAGUGUUUGAGAUGGCGACCCGGGCCGCACUGCAAGUGCGCAAGCGCAAGAAGAGGAGCGGCUGCCUGCUGCUGUGAGGGGGGAUGUGGGCUGGAUGGCCCCUUCGGACUGUCACGAGGGCACGGCGGCAACACGCUCGUCGACAACUUACCACGCGCGGCAGUUCCACGGAUCACAAAUUAAUGUAUUUCUACUUUUGUUCUCCUGCAUUUUUCCUCAACGUUGGUGAUGUUUGUUUCUUUGUUUUCUGCACCAUAUCUGUUUGUGUAACUGAGGAAAUAAUUACUAUUCAUUGUGCGCGUUUGCGUGCUUUCCAUCAGGCUGGGGGUCGUGUCCAUUCAGGCCGUUUAACACACCCCUCGUGUCUAACAGGCAAGUCAGAGCCUUGUUCCAUUCCAGCCCCUUCGAUGGUCCUGCUUGAACCUUCCACCCAGCACCCAUUGCUCUACUGUCCCACCCACUCUCAUCAGGCUUAGUGCUGCAAAACAGUGACGUGGCCAGCAGGGGGCGAUGUGCCAGUAGUACCCUGACAUUCCAUCUCGGUCACAUCCACACACAGGUACUGAUGGGUUCCUAUUCCUGCACACCGCCUGGGUGAAAUGAUUCGAUUGAGCUCAACUCCGUUUGAGCAUGUCCAGCUGGGACACUCUCUGUUAUAGACACAUCUUUGUGUUCCCAAACCUCUCUCAUGAAGGGUUUUGACCCCAUGCUGUCCUCCAGUGUUCAUACAGAAGCUUCAGCGGAGCAUGGUGUGGGUCGAGACCCUCAUGGACACACCUCACUGUAGGAUAGUGGUGUUCCUGUAACCCUCCUGACUUAACGGUACAUUUGUAAACAAGGUAGCUUGGUCCAUUCACUGCAUGGCACUCUGCUGUUGGACCCUGGAGAUCUGGGCCCAUGUGCAUCAUUAGAAGGGUUCGGUUAGUGUUCAGCAAAACAUUUCUGUGUGUUGAAGCACUGUGGAAAAUGCUUGUGUGGGACAUUGAUGAUAACUACUGGGAGAAGGAACACUGCUGUUGAAGUGCGUGUGGCAUGUGCGCUGACCUCUGAGAUCGGCUGUGGUGAGAUACUCCUCCAUCGCAGUGCUGCAUUGUUUCCUUUUACAAAGGGCUCGCAGGCGGUGGGUGUGUCUGUUUCUUCCUUUUAAAGAUCUCUUUGCUGCACCACUGCUUUGGUAUCAAGACCACUUCAGGUCACAAUGGAUUAGGAACAGAACCCCAAUUUUUUCCGUUCUUUGCAGGUUUUUGCUUUUUUGGCAACGUUGACUCUGCGAUCUUCAUCAUCACCACCAGUCAUUAGUUUACACCGUGGAGCAGCAGUCUGAGUCCCUGUCCAUUUAUAAGGUGCUUUCUUACAGCAGAAGCCUUGUUUCUGAAAGGUUAGUAAAAAUUUGUAAACGUCAGUGUAUAUGGAGCGCCCCCUGGAGGCUGUUUGCUGCUUCACAGCUUGAGACUCGAGAACUGCAGCACACAUACUCUAAAGGUGACAUUUGGUGUCAUCUAGGGGCUUAAAGGAAACCAUAGCAGCAGAAUCACUUGUACUUAAUAAUGAUACCAAUAAGCUCUUCAGACUGGCUAUUAGCUCUGUCUUAUGAGCACACAAUCUUUCCUGUGGAGAUGCAGGGGAGUUGAGGGGACACCUGACACUGAGGUUUUUAAGAAGGACCUCCUCAUUCGGCACCGACGUGCGGACCAGAACAAUGUGUCAGUGCUCUUGCCUUUGUCCUGACAGCUGCCGCAGUGGAACAUGUUCUUUAUGCGUAACCAUGUUUGUGACAAUUCCAUGUGUCCAGCGUAACAGAGCUAGUAUACAUACCACUAUAAAUGGAGAUAUAUAUAUACACACGCUAAGUAUGCAUACAGAAACUUUGUAUUUUGUCUGCAUGGGUCAAACAUGGUUUCUACAUGACCCCCUUCUGCUACUGUUUACUGUUUUUUUUUUUUUUUUCUCUUCUCCCCCUCUCCCUUCCUCCUGGAACUUGUGAUAAAAUGAUCCAGAUUUAUAUAAAGGCUCGUUGUCUUAAUGCUUUGUAAACAGAACCAGUGUUGCAGUGAAUGUUACAAUGAAGUAAAUGCAAAGAAUGUUAAUAAACUAUUUUUUGAAAGGUAACCUUGUAGGCGUGUAAAUUUACUAACGGUGGUUUU